Molecule: messenger RNA, 2220 nt
Organism: Durio zibethinus
Lineage: Eukaryota; Viridiplantae; Streptophyta; Magnoliopsida; Malvales; Malvaceae
Product: ethylene-responsive transcription factor RAP2-7-like
Biological process (GO): regulation of DNA-templated transcription
Molecular function (GO): DNA binding; DNA-binding transcription factor activity
Source: RefSeq, a predicted model, not a curated record
CCGGUGUCCAAAAGAGAAAAUGUUUAUAUAUUCCACUGUCUUCUUCAAAACGGCGUCUCGCUUCUGUAAUGUUCUCUCAUACGUUUCAUUUCCCUCUCUCUUCUUUGUAAUGGAAUCAGUCGGUCAGCAAUCAUAUGUUUGUGUUUAUGAACUGAUCGCCGAGUAAUUCAAUAAUGCCAGCCUGAUUUUAACUUUCUUUGUUUUUACGACGCCGUUUUCGUUCUUUCCUCUCCUCCUCGGUCUCCCGUGAAGAGAGAAUACCCGAAGUUUUUGUCCUCUUUUUUGGUAAAGUUCGUAAUUCUUAGAUUCGGUUAAGUGUUGUGAUCGGGAUCGAUCUCAGCCGUUGGAUUUGAUUACUUCAGAGAAAAAAGAAACGCUGACCGAUGAUUUUGUUUUUGAAGUUGAGAAGUUGAUGAUUUUUUUUUUAUUUAAAAAGGUUUUUGAAUUAAAGCUUAAUUCGACAAGAAGUUAAGACGAAAUGUUAGAUCUUAACCUCAAUGUCGCGUCGAUUGAGUCGACUCAGGGCCCCGACUCGGCGGCUCCUUUUACCAGUAAGCUCAAUGAAGGUUCUGCAAACCAAAUGGACGAAUCUGGGACCUCGAAUUCGUCAAUCGUCAACGACGACGAUGAGUCGUGCUCCACACGCACCAACGGAGGUGCGUUCACUCUAAGUUUCGACAUACUCAAAGUCGGAAGCGGAGGAAUCGAGUACGAAAACGACGAGGCAGCCGUGGUGGUUAGUAAGGAACUGUUUCCGGUAAAGGGAGUUGGAGCCGAUUUCGGAAGCUCUGAAGGGCAAAGCUCGGGAAUUAAUAACAACUACAAAUGGAUCAAUCUCUCGUUCGAGAGAAAAGAAGCCGCUGAUCCGGGGGUGAUGCAACAACAACAACAACCGUCACAGACGGUGAAGAAAAGCCGUAGAGGACCUCGCUCCAGAAGCUCACAGUACCGAGGAGUUACUUUCUAUAGAAGAACUGGAAGAUGGGAAUCCCAUAUUUGGGAUUGCGGGAAACAAGUAUAUUUGGGUGGAUUUGACACUGCACAAGCUGCAGCUAGAGCCUACGAUCGAGCGGCUAUUAAAUUUCGAGGGCUUGAUGCUGAUAUCAAUUUCAAUCUCGGUGAUUAUGAGGAUGAUAUGAAACAGAUGAAGAAUCUGACAAAGGAAGAAUUUGUGCUCAUACUUCGUCGUCAGAGUACUGGUUUUUCGAGGGGAAGCUCGAAGUAUCGUGGAGUGACGCUGCACAAAUGUGGCCGGUGGGAAGCACGGAUGGGGCAAUUCCUAGGAAAAAAGUAUAUUUAUCUGGGGCUCUUCGACAGUGAAGUGGAAGCUGCAAGGGCUUAUGACAAGGCAGCUAUCAAAUGUAAUGGAAAGGAGGCGGUCACGAACUUUGAGCCAAGUACAUAUAAAGCGGAGAUGAUCUUUGAUACCAGUAAUGAAGGCAAUAGUCACAACCUUGAUCUGAACCUGGGGAUAUCUCCACCUGUUGGCAAUGGUCCCAAGGAAAAUGAGGGGUGUCUCCAUUUCCAUUCUGGCCUUUAUGACAUGCAUGGCGGGAAGAGUUUGAGGGCAGGGAACCCCGCUGCUGCAACAGUGGGUGCUCCAAGUUUCAAGGGGCAAGUGGGGGCUUCUGAUCAGCCUAAAUUCUGGAAUAACGUAUAUCCUACAUACUUGCCUAGUGAGGAAAGAGCAAUGGUGAAAAGAGUUGAAUUAGGUCAUCCGCAAAGUCUCCCCGAUUGGGCGUGGCAAAUGCAUGGUCAGGUCAGUGCUAGGCCAAUGCCACUGUUCUCUACUGCAGCAUCAUCAGGAUUCUCAUUCUCGGCCACCCCUCGCGCUGCUGCCAUUCUUCCGUCAAAACCUCUCAAGCCAACGACCCAUGAUCUAUGCUUCAGCUCCUCAACCGCCAACGCCACCAACACUCCGCUAACCUAUUUUCCGAUGAAGCCACCACAGGCACCACCUUAGCCUCAUUUCUCUACAAUUUUCAGUGGAAACGCAACAAUAACAGCGAUUGUCUUUUAAGUUUAAUUGUAUAAUUGUAUGACGAUUCGAUACACUUUGACACUUGGGACAUGUUUGAUAAACCAAAAAGGAAAGUAUGCUCUUGUUGGAUACGUGCAUCAUUGUCAAGAAAGUGCUAAUUUGAUUAAUUUGAUUCCUGUUUGUGCAUUAAGGCCUAUUCGACUUUCUUGUGAGGGUUAAUGUCACCGUUAGGCUUUAAA